CGUUGCUGCCGGCGGAACGUAGAUCUGUGAUUAUAUUGUUAACAGCUAUUUACCUAAGUUUAAACGAUGAUCAAGUUUAUGUUUGUGUUUUUUGCAUCAGCCCUUCUAGUAACAGGCGUCCCCCUAUUUCCCUCAGAUCUGAUAGAUGCUGUGAAAAAUAACAACUGGGAUCAGUUCAGAGCACUACUCAACCUGAAUAGUUUCGCACGUGACUUACCGGCUGUUCUGUCUGGCAGCGUGGAAUCUCUGCAGCCCAGCGAUGGAACGCAUGUAUACGGCCACGCUGUUUCUGCGAUCAAACAAUGGAGUAAUAUAAAUGGGGAACAAUCGGAAUACAGCAAGGGUUUAGAGGUAGAAAACGACGAUGGUAAAGUUACAAAACGCAUUUUCAAACCUUAACGUAAUAAAUUAAUUCCAGCAAAAUUGCUUUUGCACGAUAGCUAAACAAAUUAUUUGGUACAUAAUAAAUGAAUGCAUAUACUUUAUUGCACACCAAAAAGAAAAGUAUAGCAAAACAACGUAUCCAAUUUCUUCCAGGCUAUAAAAGCAAAUACAGAAAAUAGGUCCGCGGUGCACAUAGACAUAUAGCCGUAGAAUAAUAUCAUAUCUCUCUCAAUAUCGUGAUCAUUAUUCUACAUUCCCUAUCAUUUGAUACCCAUAUUGAGCAAAUUGUGAAAAAAAAGUAACAGGCGGCCUUGGGGUUGAAAAAUGCCAUAGUCUAUAGUAUUCUACUAAACCUUUUCAUUUGAUACCCAUGUUGAGGGA
This is a messenger RNA of Pararge aegeria (speckled wood butterfly), 765 nucleotides long. RefSeq lists its product as uncharacterized. The record is from RefSeq and is a predicted model, not a curated record. The transcript is spliced from 4 exons. Lineage: Eukaryota; Metazoa; Arthropoda; Insecta; Lepidoptera; Nymphalidae. The coding region runs from base 67 to 399 and encodes 110 amino acids.